Messenger RNA from Formica exsecta, 2280 nucleotides. RefSeq lists its product as uncharacterized. The record is from RefSeq and is a predicted model, not a curated record. The transcript has 8 exons. The coding region runs from base 1241 to 2131 and encodes 296 amino acids. Lineage: Eukaryota; Metazoa; Arthropoda; Insecta; Hymenoptera; Formicidae.
CUAAAAAGAACUCAAGGAAGGAUCGAAACAUUUUUAAGUGACUAGAGUGGAUUAUUCUUCUCAUAAUUAUUAUUCUCAUUAUUUUUUAAUUUAUACAGCGACAAUGGCGUAUUUAACUAUCUUCAAAGCCUACAUUAUUACAAUAUUCCGAAUUUUGUUUAUAGUAUAAUAAAUAUUUUCUUUGAGAGAGGGAAGGAGAAGCGCGUAUAUGUAUACAUAUACAUACACAUAUAGCGAGCGCUACUGUUUACACGCGAUCACCUUGUUGUCAUUCGCACGACGGGAGUCGGGGAGCAAGCAGGUAAUAGUGCGAGUCGUUUCGAGUGUGUCGUUCCAUUAUUUCUCGAAAUACGAUCGACAAGUAUUGGAAAUUGUUAAACGCGAACUCGGUGUUCUCACGAACACUACACACACGCACAUCAAUUAAAAGUUAUAUUCGUGCGAUUAAUUAAUUGAUGAUUCAUAAGAUUACCGUAGAAAUAGUUAUUUAUCUCAAAGGAGAGAUAUAAUUAUUUGAAAGAGAAAUUUAUGCGACAAGUAGUAAUUAUAAAUUGUUUCAUAUUUUUACGGGCGUGAUAAUAUUAUAUCAAAUAUAUUUGAAAUUGACUAUAUUUUGUAUCAAGUUUAAAAUUUUUCACCUAUUUAAAAAUAAUACGCUCGUCAUUUUUAUCGGAUUAAAAGAGCGGAUUAUCAGAUCGAGUAAUACAAGUAAUAAAAAAAUACGAUACAUAAACAUUUGAUAAUAAUACGUAUAUUUCACGAGAUAUGUUCGCGUAUUUUCGCAUGAUUUAUUCGAUCGAAAUCUAUCAUGCGAGUAAUCAAUAAAGAGAUGACAUAUUUUUGAAUAUUAACGUUCUCUAUAGAGUUUUAAUUCUAACUUAUAUUUACAUUUGUUAUAAUACAAAAUAAUAAUCGUCCUAAAACGAGAGCGUAUGCUACUUGUUAGCAACAAAUGUAGCGUUUCAUCGACGAUUAACGCGUGAAUUUGAUCGCACGAUUUUGGAGUGCUGAGCAAAUCAUAUAGCUUCGUACGAUCAGAAUUUAUGUGCAUUGUUCUCCUAUUGCAAUAUAAUAAAUCGUACGUGAUCAACGUCGGGAAUGUCGUGCAAAAUGCCGCGCGGACAUCGUAUUCCACUGAUUAGAGCACGAUCUUGUAAUUAAAUGUGUUUUUGCGAGUGAGUGUCAUAUGAGUGUUACGAAGAAAUAGCAGAGCAAUAACCCAGAAAGGAAUGAGGCAACGAUGGAGCAACUGUGUGAGAUAUACUUUGCACUGGUAGCAUCAACCACCGGCACGGUUUUUCGAGAGGAAAGUGAAUAUCUCAAGGGAGAGGUUUCACUACCAGAGUCAUCCAGCUUUCUGGAAGGAGGAACGAUAUCGCCAACCACGGUUCAUUUCAACGCAAUGCUGCUUAUCUGCUCCUGCUGCGGCGUGUUGUGCAGUCUCCUUCUUUUGUACGGCUUGUACAAGGACCGCAAGAUGUUGCUGCUUCCAUGGAUUAUUGUAAUCAUCGUGUGUGGCAUCAUUGAUAUAGCACAUUCACUAUACUUGUUCAUCGUUACACCCGAGUUUAAUCCGGCAAGAGUUAUGCUCUACACGUUAAAUUUCUUUCUACUUUGUUUAAACAUAUAUUCGCUUUUAUGUGUCAUCUCGCAGUAUCAAGAGUACUUAGCUGGUCGCGGCACUGCUGCCCAUGACUACGAAUAUAGGGUCAGUAUUCCGAAAAUUUCGCAGAGGAAAGAACAGUGGGAUAAGGGACGAAAAGUUCCAGUGGUGAGAUACGUAACUCAACCACCAACUACGACCGCCACCACGUCGUGUCUAAGUUCGCGAAAAUGUGUCACCAACAAUGAAACAAAAGCUACACCGACACAGAGUCCUACGGCAUGUCACAAUCCUCUCUUAUCGGAGAGAAGUCCCACUGGGAGUCGGCUAUCAAGGAAGCACGUUCAAUUUCCAGAUACAUCGACAUCGUCAAGUCAGAUACAAGAGAUACCAGUAACAAAGGUCCAAACGAAGUGUUCGCCGAAAAUUGAUCAUAAUAAUGCAAAGAUUUGGUUGCAACCAAACGAUGCUAUAACGAUCGUGGUUAGCCAGUCCUCACCGUCGAGCGAAGAAGAGCAUUAUUCAUAAACAGUAUGAACUCGACACACACGAUGCAAUUGUUAACAGUCCAAAUAUAUACAUAUAUGUGAUUCCUACAUACGUUUCCAUGGAAGACGUGUAUUAUCAGUGUGUAAAUACAUCGAUAGUUUUUAUUUAUUAAAAGAGAAAGCUUACAA